Molecule: messenger RNA, 2445 nt
Organism: Paralichthys olivaceus (Japanese flounder)
Lineage: Eukaryota; Metazoa; Chordata; Actinopteri; Pleuronectiformes; Paralichthyidae
Gene: pcyt2
Product: phosphate cytidylyltransferase 2, ethanolamine
Biological process (GO): phosphatidylethanolamine biosynthetic process
Cellular component (GO): cytoplasm
Molecular function (GO): ethanolamine-phosphate cytidylyltransferase activity
Source: RefSeq, a predicted model, not a curated record
GUGAGCGGCUCCGUCCGAUGUGACGUAGCCUUGGAGGCGUUGGCUCGGCACAGUGUCACACACACACACACACACGAGAAGAAGACGUCCAGUCCGCCGAUCAUCUCCCUGACUCAACCCGGGGCUGACACCGCUGGAGACCUUUAAACGUCCUCUGGUUCUUCUCAUCUGCACUCAGGUCUUCGUCGGAACCCGUCGAAAUGAUCAAGAACGGUCACCACCACCACGCUGCAGGCGGCGACCGGCGGGACGGAGCCGGGUGCGGUGAGCCGCCUGGCUCGGUGUGUAGCCCGGAGAAAAGGAAGCGCGUCGUCCGUUUGUGGUGUGACGGCUGUUAUGACAUGGUGCACUACGGUCAUUCCAACCAGCUACGUCAGGCCAAAGCCAUGGGAGACUACCUCAUAGCUGGAGUACAUACAGAUGCGGAGAUUUCCAAGCACAAGGGUCCUCCGGUCUUCACUCAGGAAGAGCGCUACAAGAUGGUGCGGGCCAUCAAGUGGGUGGAUGAGAUAGUGGAAGGAGCACCUUACGUCACCACCCUGGAGACUCUGGACAAGUACAACUGUGACUUCUGCGUGCACGGAGAUGACAUCACACUGACCGUAGACGGCAAAGACACAUAUGAUGAGGUGAAGCGUGCAGGCCGUUACCGAGAGUGUAAACGCACUCAGGGUGUCUCCACCACUGACCUGGUGGGACGAAUGCUCCUCAUGACCAAAGCCCAUCACAGCAACAUAGAUAACCCAGAUUACCAGCAGCAUACAGACAAUUUUGGAAAGGGUCCAAAAGGCCACAGUCCAUGGACAGGAGUGUCCCAGUUCCUCCAGACAUCCCAGAAGAUCAUCCAGUUUGCCUCAGGAAAAGAGCCAAAGCCAGAUGACACCAUUAUCUAUGUGGCUGGAGCGUUUGACCUCUUCCACAUUGGCCAUGUUGACUUCCUAGAGAUGGUGUAUAAGCAGGCAGAGAGGCCGUAUGUCAUCGUCGGUCUGCACUUUGACCAGGAAGUGAAUCGGUACAAGGGGAAGAACUAUCCAAUCAUGAACAUCCACGAGAGAACACUGAGUGUCUUGGCCUGUCGGUAUGUGUCAGAGGUGGUGAUUGGUGCACCCUACGCAGUGGGCAAAGACCUUCUAGAUCACUUUAAGGUGGAUCUGGUGUGUCAUGGCAGGACAGAUGUGUUUCCUGACAAGGAUGGUUCAGACCCGUACGCUGAGCCUAAGAAGAGGGGGGUAUUCAGGACCAUCGAUAGUUCCAAUAAUCUCACCACUGAUGACAUCGUCCAGAGGAUCAUUGAAAACAGGCUGCAGUUUGAGGCCAGGAACCAGAAGAAGGAGGCCAAGGAGAUGGCGGUGAUCGAGGCGAUGAAGAAGAGAGAGCAGCAGGAGCAGAGCGAUGCUGCGGCCCAGACUGCUCACUAACGAGACCUCAGACCUGGAUCCAACUGGUUCUUUGUCUGAUUUAAGCUUUAAGAUGGCGGACUCAAAUGACCUAGACAGAUGGUCCAUGUUGUUUUAAACGAGGCCUGGCUGCGGGUGAAACAGCCAGUGGGGACAGAAUCGUGCUUUUUAGUAUUAGGUGAGGCAGUGUGUCCCACUUUUAACUUCUUCCAGUUCUCUUGUCCAUACAUUAGUCCAGCCUGUGCAGGAUUUCAUUAGAUCUGCCUUAACAAGAACACAAAGAAUCCAAACAUUUACUACACUGUUCAGUAUCUAUGUUUGUAUCCAUGCAUUCACACAACCUUGUGUCCCUGUAUAGGUGUUAAGUGCUAUUUUACGUUUUUAAUCAUCCAUAACUUAUUGAAAAAAUAUUAAUGUGAUUGUCAGUUUUGUUUUAAGAUUUUAAACCAAAUUAGUUUUUAAUGAUCAGUCAGUGAGGUUGGAUGUUUCUAAUACAAUGGAGGAUGUAGAUUUAUUUUAAUAUCUUUGAUUUUGUCCAUCCUUAAUGAAAAAGCAAUUACUACGUGAAAAGAUCUGUGAAUUAGUCUUCUUAAUUUGAACUGUGGAUUUUAACGACAUGAAUUUGCACCGUAUGUCUGUUUGUGCGUUGAGUGUGAGAGAGAGAGAGAGAGCGUUGCACUGUAAAUUACAGUAGUGCCUCAUUCUUGAAGCUAUAACUAUGCGAGGUUGGUGAAAUGUUUGAAACCGUUUGAAGGUCUGUCUCUACAACUGAGAUGGAAGUCCUACUUUCUUCAGUCUACGUUCAAGAAAUGUGUUAAAAAUGUGAAAACUAGAAUGUCCUCUUCACAAGACAAUCCAAGAAUGUAAAGAUUUUGGAGUAUCACUGUUGAAACUGUUGAAAGUAAUUGUCUGUUCCUUCUCAUCAUACGAGACACAUUACUUGGACGUGAAUUGUUAAUUGUAGCGAGAUGGCGUGUUUUUCAAAGUGUGUGUGGGUUGGAAGGUGGGAUGGUGGGAGCCAGAGAAAUAAAUAACUUUCUAAAUAUUA